UCAUAUGCUGGAGGUGACAUACAGAAAGCAUUGUACACAAGCAAGAAGAUUUUGUUAGGGAUGAGCUAGCCUGGAAAGGCAAGGAAACAGUUGACACAGCAGUACCUAUGCAGUUGAAGGUGAAGAGUUUUGACACUGGCAGCUGCAGAAGUGUUUAGUACACAUGCUGUAAGGCACAGCAAAGCCCAAACAAGCACAGCUCAAAAGUGCAUAAAUACUUAGCCAUUCUGUACUAAAGUCACUUGGGUUAGUAUCACAUCUCUGCAACAACAGAGCUGUGAUGCUAGGGUCACCAUCUGGAAUGCUGUUCAUCGAACACAGUUUAACUCUGUGAAGGGCAGUCUAUCCUGAUAGCAUGGGAGCUGUAGCCACCAUCUCUCCAGUCCAGCCCCGGUCCUGGGAAGCAGCUUGCCAAUCAUCCUUAUGGAGCAGUGGGUCACAGCCAUUAUGUCACCUGCCCGUUGCCUGCUGGACAGCACCAAGGUUGUCAGACACCAGGCAUGAAGUUAACUACAGCAUUAUUUAAAGGUCCGGGCCGUAGGCCACAAAUGGAACCUGUUCCCUUUCAAGAGAUUUUACCCCUGAAGCUGAAAGGAAGUGUGUCAGGGAAAGGAGACAAAACAUCAAAGGCUAGCUGUGUACAAGAAAUGGCAGUAAUGCUAGCAUGCCUGAAGCAAAAUGAGUUUGAUCAGGCAAUGUGCUCCAGUGAAAUUAAAAUUUUCCAAGAUUGUGUGAAGGAAUACGAUGAAAAGAAGAAAUUGAAGGAUACACAGGAAAAGCUGGGUAUUUUAACACCUGGUGAAAGAAAUUUAAGUCACAAGCAAAUAAAUCAGUUGCUGAGAAGAUUUCCUCCUUUAUCAUAAAAUUUAUUUACGUAGAGUAAAAUAGAUAUUUGAUAAAAUUGUAAUGUAAGAUUUGAUUGCGUUGUUUGUAUAUAUAUAAUUGCUUCCAAAGGAAGUGAAUAAAAGUGUUAAAAAAUUUCUAAA
Schistocerca gregaria is the source of this 986-nucleotide messenger RNA. Its product is annotated as coiled-coil-helix-coiled-coil-helix domain-containing protein 1. Gene Ontology annotation, biological process: mitochondrial translation. The transcript is spliced from 4 exons. Gene Ontology annotation, molecular function: RNA binding. Gene Ontology annotation, cellular component: mitochondrion; mitochondrial ribosome; nucleoplasm. Bases 501 to 863 code for a protein of 120 amino acids. The record is from RefSeq and is a predicted model, not a curated record. NCBI's taxonomy places the organism in Eukaryota, Metazoa, Arthropoda, Insecta, Orthoptera, Acrididae.